AUGAACUGGAUCGGUACCGGGAACCCAGGCUCUACCAGACACCUGACCUACUCGGAACCGGUGAAGAGGAGGCACUGGGGUGUCAACGGCAACCACUCAUCCAUCUGGAUUGCAGAGUAUCGUCGCCGCCUCCUUCCCUGGAUCGGCAAGCUGACCAAAAUGGGCACCUACGACUGCCUGUCGCUAGGGUAUCGACUGCUCUGGAAGCUCAAGGAUUUGCCCCAAGAGCCUCACUUGGACGAUAUGCGGAAGGCAAGGAGCGAGGCAGGCGACGUCACAAGCAUCCUACUCCUGCCUCAGGACGAUGAGAUCGAUUUCAUGCUGUAUACCGUCAUCAGGAGAAGUGCCACGAACGGUGACAAGUGGGCGUGGGAGCAUGACCUAGCCGCCCUGAACAAGCAAGCAUCGUUACUCCCGCAACCCACCUCCACGCAGUGGUUUCCCAACAGCAGAAACGCGCUGAGCAACUUGGGCAAGCAGCGGGAAGGAUUGACAAGUGAGGUCUUUGAGCCAUUGCCCGGAUUCCAAUAUGCUUUGGCGCUGGAUCGCGGAGCAUUGGGGGUGAGGAAGGGCGUUCAUUCAGGUUGA
Neurospora tetraspora is the source of this 588-nucleotide messenger RNA. RefSeq lists its product as uncharacterized. The transcript is spliced from 3 exons. Bases 1 to 588 code for a protein of 195 amino acids. The record is from RefSeq and is a predicted model, not a curated record. NCBI's taxonomy places the organism in Eukaryota, Fungi, Ascomycota, Sordariomycetes, Sordariales, Sordariaceae.